Molecule: messenger RNA, 213 nt
Organism: Entrophospora sp. SA101
Lineage: Eukaryota; Fungi; Glomeromycota; Glomeromycetes; Entrophosporales; Entrophosporaceae
Source: the annotation of a GenBank genome assembly
AUGACUAAAAUUGAUAAUGAAACUUUGAAACCGAUUCCUCCAAACCUUGGUCCUAAUGAGAAGGAAUUGGUUUUACUUAUUUAUGAGGAAUGUAUCCUUAACUCUAAUGAUUGGAAGAGAAAAGUCUGUGCAAAAGAUAAUCGCAAGGAAAACAUGAAAAAAUAUGGGAAUGAAUUGAAGGGAAAGUCAGUUAGUUGUGAGGAAGCAUCCUGA